Sinocyclocheilus grahami is the source of this 1161-nucleotide messenger RNA. Its product is annotated as chymotrypsin-like protease CTRL-1. Bases 1 to 1161 code for a protein of 386 amino acids. Gene Ontology annotation, biological process: proteolysis. The transcript is spliced from 5 exons. Gene Ontology annotation, molecular function: serine-type endopeptidase activity. Lineage: Eukaryota; Metazoa; Chordata; Actinopteri; Cypriniformes; Cyprinidae. The record is from RefSeq and is a predicted model, not a curated record.
AUGUCUGUUACUGCUAGAUUUGGUAGGAACUUUGUCACUUCGGUCACACCAAAAGCUGAUAGUCGAGAAACAGCAGUCAGAUCACAGAGCAGAGCAGAAGGAGGGGGGGGUGCAAAAGCAGGUGAUUGGCCGUGGCAGGUCAGCAUUCAUGUCGUCGGCUUUGGCCAUAACUGUGGCGGGAGUCUCAUCACUAAAGACUGGGUUAUAUCUGCAGCGCACUGCUUCCAGAGUGCCGGUGUGUCUAACACUGUGAUGUACUUUGGUCGUCUGAACCAAUCCGGCUCAAACCCUAAUGAGAUGUCCAGGACAGCGAGUCGAAUCAUCAACCAUCCUGGCUAUGUCGGUGCUCCUUAUGACAACGAUAUAGCACUGGUCCAGCUCUCCUCCUCUGUGACUUUCUCUGAUUACAUAAGGCCGGUCUGUCUGGCAGCGGCUGGGAGUGUAUUUGGUGGAGGCACGGAGAGCUGGGUCACUGGAUGGGGCAGACUACAAUCUGGAGGCUCAGUGUCUGAUAUGCUGCAGGAGGUGACGAUGACAGUUGUGAACAACAUUGACUGUAAUAAGUCUUAUGGAGGGAACAUCACAAGCAAUAUGAUUUGUGCUGGACAGCAAGGGAAAAGUGCAUGUCAGGGAGACUCUGGAGGUCCAAUGCUCAGCAGGAACGGCUCCCUGUGGAUUCAGUCUGGCGUUGUGAGCUUUAUAAGAAUCCCAUGUGAUGACCCCAAACAUCCCAAUGGGUUCGCCAGAGUCUCUCAGUACCAGGACUGGAUCAAGUCUUACACGGGCAGCAACCCACCUGGAUUUGUUGCAUUCAACAAUGACAUUCAACAUUCAAUUCCACCUCCAACUCCAACUCCAACUAAAACUCCAACUCCAACUCCAACUGAAACUCCAACUAAAACUCCAACUCCAACUCCAACUCCAACUAAAACGCCAACUCCAACUAAAACUCCAACUCCAACUCCAACUAAAACUCCAACUCCAACUCCAACUAAAACGCCAACUAAAACUCCAACUCCAACUAAAACUCCAACUCCAACUAAAACUCAGACUGCAGCAUCAAACUCCAACUCCAGAAGCGUUCCUAGCCUCCUCUUAUUCCCCCUUUCUCUCACAGUCUCCAUCAUUCCUUUCACCUUCUCCCUCUUUCUCACUUCCUAA